CUGCACUGGUAUGUGAAACCAAAUCACUGGCAAGUUAUAGAUAGACGCAGAAUAUUCAGCAUCCCCAGCCAAAACCCAAGUCCAAAUCCAAUGUUCGUCUGUCUCUGUCCCAGCGCUCUCUCGCUGCAGUCUAGUUUUUUGUUUUUACUUUUCUUUUGUGGAGACUUUUGAUCGAGCCGGCAUUUAUCCUUGUAGGAGUUGUGCAAACAGCUAAAAUAUAACGCAAGAGAUCUCCUCCAAGUCAUGGUACAAGCUAUAGGAAUGAUUGAAGACUGUGGGAAAAGGGGGAAUAACAUGGCAGACAGAAGGCAGCUGUUUGCAGAAAUGCGGGCUCAAGAUCUGGAUCGUAUUCGCUUAUCUACAUAUAGAACGGCUUGUAAAAUUCGAUUUGUACAGAAGAAAUGCAAUUUGCACCUGGUAGAUAUAUGGAAUAUUAUUGAGGUGCUUCGGGAAAAUUCACUAAACAACCUGGACCCUAAUGUAGAACUGAACAUGGCACGUCUGGAGGCUGUCCUAUCAACAAUAUUUUACCAGCUCAAUAAGCGUAUGCCAACAACCCACCAAAUCAAAGUAGAAGAGUCCAUCAGCUUGUUGUUAAACUUCUUGUUGGCAGCCUAUGACCCGGAAGGACAUGGCAAGAUCACAGUGUUUUCUGUCAAAAUGGCACUGGCCACACUAUGUGGAGGAAAAAUCAUGGACAAAUUGAGGUAUAUUUUCUCACUGAUCUCUGAUUCUAGUGGUGUCAUGGUAUACCAGAAGUACGACCAGUUUCUGAAGGAGGUGCUGAAACUGCCAACUGCUGUGUUUGAAGGACCUUCAUUUGGUUACACAGAGCAAUCUGCAAGAUCUUGCUUCUCACAGCAGUAUGGAAUGGAACAUGGACCUCAGAUACAGAAAAAAGUUAGCUUAAAUUCAUUCUUGGACACACUUAUGUCUGAUCCACCACCUCAGUGUCUUGUCUGGUUACCUCUUCUGCAUCGACUGGCGAAUGUAGAAAAUGUCUUCCAUCCCGUCGAGUGUUCCUUUUGCCACAGUGAGAGUAUGAUGGGUUUCCGCUAUCGCUGCCAGCAAUGUCACAAUUACCAGCUCUGUCAGGACUGCUUCUGGAGGGGGCACGCCAGUGGUUCCCAUAGCAACCAACACCAAAUGAAAGAGUAUACGUCAUGGAAAUCCCCUGCAAAGAAGCUCACUAAUGCACUAAGCAAGUCUUUAAGCUGUGCUUCCAGCCGUGAGCCUCUGCAUCCUAUGUUUCCCGAUCAGCCUGAAAAGCCUUUAAACCUGGCUCAUAUUGUGCCUCCAAGACCAGUUACCAGCAUGAAUGACACUAUAUUUUCUCACUCCGUUCCCUCAGGAAGCCCUUUCACUAACAAAAUGUUACAGUACAGCCUGGAUGUGGCAGACAGGCUGGCUGAUGAACAUGUUCUCAUCGGGGUAUAUACCAAUAUGCUGCAGAACAACCUUUCACGAAUGCUUGACAGUCCCAGCCGCCUAGAUGAAGAACAUAGAUUGAUCGCCAGAUAUGCAGCGAGGCUGGCAGCCGAGACCACUUCAUCACAGAGUCAGCAGAGAGGCCCAGACAUCUCCUUUACGAUCGAUGCCAAUAAGCAGCAGCGACAGCUUAUUGCAGAGCUGGAAAAUAAGAACAGAGAAAUAUUGCAGGAAAUACAGAGGCUGAGAAUUGAACAUGAACAGGCCUCUCAGCCCACACCAGAAAAAGCACAACAGAACCCCACUUUACUGGCAGAACUCCGACUGCUCAGACAGCGAAAAGAUGAACUUGAGCAGAGGAUGUCCGCCUUACAAGAAAGCAGGAGGGAGCUGAUGGUACAGCUCGAAGGGCUCAUGAAACUUUUAAAGGAACAAGAGCUGAGACAUGCAUCUCAGGGGGCAGGCUCUCCUCGCUCUUCUCCCAGUCAUACCAUCAGCAGACCUAUCCCAAUGCCUAUAAGAUCUGCAUCAGCUUGCUCAACCCCAACACACACUCCUCAGGACUCUCUUACAGGGGUUGGUGGAGAUGUGCAAGAAGCAUUUGCUCAGAGUGCAAGAAGAAAUCUGCGGAACGAUUUGUUGGUGGCGGCUGAUUCCAUAACCAACACUAUGUCUUCUCUAGUGAAGGAGCUCAAGUCAGAUGCGGGAAAUGAAGCAGAAGGCAGUGUGAAUGCCGAGUACGGGAGAGUUCACUUUGAGGACCUGGUCCCAUCUCCAACCUCAGAGAAAGCUUUCCUUGCUCAGAUUCAUGCCAGAAAACCAACAUACAACCAUAAUUCUUCAGCGGCUGGAAAUAUUCGUGCAGAUAUGGUCCCAGAAGAUCAAUAUAACAGACAUGAAGAUGAAACCUAUGAGAACGACUCUGUGCGCCAACUUGAAAAUGAACUGAAGAUGGAAGAGUAUCUCAAACAAAAGCUGCAGGAUGAAGCCUACCAGGUCAGUUUGCAGGGCUGAAUGCACUUUUCUCUUUCCUUCCCCUCUGAAAAAAGCUGUAGUGUGGAGAAGAUGCACAAAGCAUGAGAAGUCUUGGUUGUCACCCAUCAAUCCGGCAGGAAAACGCAGGUUGACCUCACCGGCUGCAUCUUCUAGUACAAAGACCCCCAUCAGAGUCCACCGGAAUGUAGCACAGCACAUUUGUUCUGAACCGUGUAGUUUGUAGGUGUGUGUUUUAACUAUUACAUUACAAACAAAAAAAUAUUUCAACUUAAAUCAUAAUUAGCAUUUUUUUAAAUAUAGCCAUUUGUACACGCUGUCAUACGUUCGUCGUCAUAGAUCGGAUACACAUACGAGCUGCUGGUGCAGUCUCGUCUUUGAAAACUGAAGUCUCCCUAACUUCCAAGGGGAAGGGGAAAAAGUAUUCAGACAAGUUCAGACAGACCUGCCAAUGCACUAUCGAGACAACACUGAAUAUAUCAACCAGGUGUAUGCAAACGUCUUCUCUGUCACUGGCCAAACUACCAGAGGAGACCCUCUCUAUCACCACGUCGUGGUGGACCAUAGAAGCCAAUGAUUUGUAUAAUAUCAGCUGUUACUACUAUUUGUCUGAGUGCCUUAGUUCCAUUUGAACCUACUCAGCCACUUAUCUAGUAGCAGUAUCUAGGCAAGCCGCGCCGCUGCGUUGUGAACCAUUGUGCAGUGCAUCGUUUUGCUGCAAAAUACCGGUAGCCCCUUUUUUUGGUUAAGCCGGGCUUCCUUCAGUGUACUCUGAGCGCUAGACAACCUGAGAACACUAGGGUACUGCCUCCAGCACCCUGCCAUGCACAUGGAUGGUAAUCACUCACAAGAACAGCACUUUUUAUUUCAUUCUCCUGCAGCAGGAUUCAUUUUGGCGUCGCCCGUAACGGCAGUAGUAAAGCAGCAGUUCCCUACAGUACGUUACGUCUAUUUCAGUCACUGGAUAGAAUUGGAUUCCUUGAUUUUAACUAUUAUUUUUUAAUAGUUUUAAAAAAACUACAGAGAUUUAUGUGUUCAAAGCCCGUUGACAAUAAAUAACGACGUUAGGGCUAAUUGUAUAAUUUUGUAUUUCUUUCAUUCUCUCAAGAACUCACAGAUCAGCCAUACGAGUUUUUAGUGUAUAUAUCUAUAUAUAUAUAUAAAAAUAUAUUUUUCAUUUUCAAUAUAGACGCUAUCAUAUACAAGAAAAAGAGACAAAUUAUACAAUGUUCAGACUAUUUAGAAUCUAGUUUUUGCAAUCCACACAGAUGCUAUUAAAACUGUGAACUAUAUGUUUUGAGCUACUCAUUAUUAACCCUUUCACUGCUGCGGGGUUCUGCUGGGCACUGCAUGCCCAUCUUCGGCAGCUGAAAGGAUAAAGCUGUUUAUAAACCACAGGUGCCAUAAAAACCCCGAACUAGCAGAGACUCAUUAUCUUCCACAUUGCUGUCGCAUCACAAUCAUCUGUUCUUAUUUUGCAGUUUGUUGCACAUCCUAAGCCUGUGUUCUUUGACAUUUUGCUAUUUUAUUUGCUGUAUUGUGGUCUAUGUAUUCACUGUUAUUGCAUGCCUGCAAAAAUAAAAAUGCAUCUGUCACAUAGACAUAGUGAAGGCAGCCAUUUUGCCUCAGCGAUAUUACGAGGUCCUACUGACUUAAUAAGAUACACACACUAAUAUGCAGCAAAAUGUCCCCCUGCAUAUUAGCGGUGAAUAUAUACUAAGAAUUGUUUUCUGAAUGCCUUAUGGCCGCUAGACAUUUUGCAUGCGAACGAGUAGGGGGAGCAGUGAAAAGCACAAGGGCUUGCGUGUACGUGAAAGAGAAUAUGAGGAAGCACGCAACUCUAAUGGUGGGAUGCACUGGAUUAUGGUUAAGAAUGGCAGGAACACUCUUUCAUGUAGAUCAUUUGCUAGUAAAAGUCUGUUUACACAGUGAAACUUAUUUGUAAUUUUCUGUGUUAAUUGUUGUAUCUAAUGCCUGUAAGUAGGAAAGUCACUACACCUAAAGUCUAUGGCCACCUUUGCAAUUUUUUAUUUUAUUUGCUUCCAAAAUGUAAAAUGAAGCAAUUUUCUAAAUAUUCGUCAUAACAAAUUUUCUACCAUGUAGAGUCUGUGUAACGCCUUCACAUAGCUAGUUAUCCUGUUGCUUCUGACACAGAGGAGACAGCACUCUGCUCCUGGCUUUGUCAGCUUUUUUUACUCGCCCCAUCCCUUUUCCCACUGUUGUAAAUACCAGCCGGGAGAGGGAGGACGAUGUACACCGAAGAUCAGUGUGCGAGAAGGGGAGCAUCUAUGUCAUCAGGGAAGGCAGGUCACAUAGUCUGUAAAAAAAAUAAAAAAUUCCCCAUGCCAAGGUUGUCCAUGGCCUUUGAAGGGCAUCUGUCAGCAGAUUUGUACCUAUGUAACUGGCUGACCUGUUACAUCUGCACUUGGCAGCUGAAGGCUGUGUUGGGCCCAUGUUCAUAUGUGCCCACAUUGGUGAGUUUUAAUAUAUGCAAAUGAGGGUGUUGCCGUUACACCUAGAGUCUCUGCUCUCUGCAAUUGCCACAGCCUCUGCACUUUGACAGGACGAGGCAGGCAUGAUCACAUUUACACUGCUUGCCCCUGUCGAUUAAAGUGCAGAGGGCAAAGCAGUUGCAGAGAGAGCAGAGCCUCUCGGUGUAACGGCAA
Molecule: messenger RNA, 5087 nt
Organism: Bufo gargarizans (Asiatic toad)
Lineage: Eukaryota; Metazoa; Chordata; Amphibia; Anura; Bufonidae
Gene: DTNA
Product: dystrobrevin alpha
Exons: 23
Coding region: 244-2442 (732 amino acids)
Biological process (GO): synaptic signaling
Cellular component (GO): plasma membrane; synapse
Molecular function (GO): zinc ion binding
Source: RefSeq, a predicted model, not a curated record